AUGCUCGGCCGAAUCUUCUAUCCUGCUCUUCCCGCUCCUCCUCCCAAUCUCACUCACUCACCCCUUUCACUCCCAUCAAAAAUGAAAAUUUUAACUCCAAGUCAAAUAGCAACACUUCUCCUUCUCCUCUCAACUAUCUCUUCUCUCUUACUCAACUCUACAUUUCUCCCUCUCAUCGGACGAUACAUUUGUAGCACUUAUACACCUUCUUCUUCUCCUCUUCCUUUGUCUUCCUCGGAUGUAUUUUUAUUGUCAGAUGAACUGUGUAAAUCCUCACCAGUACAAUCACGGAUAGCGGAGAUAAAUGGGAUAUUUCAAUUUUUGAGCUAUGUUCCGGGGAUUUUUUUAACGGGAUCUUGGGGUUGGAUUGCAAGGAGAUGGGGGAUGAGGAGGGGGGUUGUAGGGUUGGUUGCUGGGAGUGGGGUGUUGGGGGGAGUGUGGUGGGGUGUUGUUUGUUGGAAUUCUGAUACGUGGGAUCUUAGAUGGAUUUAUCUCAUACCAAUUUUUGAUUUGAUAGGUGGUGGAAAAGUGGUUAUGGUUAGUUUAUUGUAUGCUUAUAUUGGUGAGGAAGCAGAUGCUGAGGGUGGAAAUGAGGGUUUAUCCUCUACCUUGUAUCGUCUCGUGGCUCUACAACUUUUCAGUAGUUUCAAAGCUCUUUCGUUCGCAGGCUUUCUCUUGAAGUAUGAAUAUGGUGUUUGGAUUAUCUGUGCGUUUGCGGUUGGAUUCCGAGUUCUUUCCAUUGGAAUUGCGAUGCUUUUACCUUCAGGUAAAUUCGUUGAGUCAAAUACCAACAUACCAAAUUUAGAAAGGGAUACAGGUAUGGAAUGGGGAAGUUAUAGAGAUUCCAUCGAUGAAGAAAACGAGCAAGACAACGAUUCAGAAACCAUACCAACUUCAACAAAUCACAACACCUCAUCCGUAUCAUCAACUAUGUAUAUAAAUACUUUUCCAUCGCAUCCGAUACCAAAAUUUCGCAUUAAUCCACAAACUUCAUUCUUAUCUCUUGUUUUCCUCAUUACUUUCUCGCUAAAGAUUCAUAUUCUUUACCCUCAAUUCACUAGUCUUUCUCAAAAUCUUCCAUACAAUGUUACUACAACCAUUUACAGUUUUUGUUUAUUGGGUUCUAGUAUCCUACUAAUUUUUCUCCCACAAAUCGUAAAAUUCAUGAAUCGGAGGAGAAAAUUACGAGUCUUGUUUAUUCGCAGCGAAGAAGAAAGAGAAGGAAUCGAAUGUAAUGAGGAAAAUGAUUUCCUGGUUCUAAAAUGGAGUUUGCUGGCUAAUAUUAUGAGUUUAAUACUCUUGGCACUUCCGACAACAAGAGGCACAGCAUUAUGGUUGGCUAUGGGGGGAAGUGUAGCGGGGAGUCCGGUACAAGUUGCUUUGCUUGCUUGGGGGAGUGGAUUAGUUUCUGAUUCGAGCUCAGGAGAUUCUGAUAAUUUUGAGGAAGAGAAUAAUGUGAGAGAAGGGAGAUAUAUAACUACAGCUCAGAAUGUCUUGCAAGAUUUGGAAUUGGAAGUGGGUGGAAUCAAUUACAAAGAAAAAGGAAGUGGAAGAUCAGAGAUAGAAAAAUUCUAUGUGAGAAUGGGAAUAUUGGAACAAGUAGGCGCUUGUUUGGGGACAGGGGUAUGGAGUUUAGGAUUUGCGAAGGGGAUGGGUGGAAAUGAUGGAUUUGUGGAUUUCUCACGGUGGGAUUUAAAGGGAUGGAUGGAUGAGAAAGGUGGAUUUCUCACGGGAUGGAUGGAUGAGAAAGGUGGAUUUGUUUUGGCAGCAGGAUUGUUGAGAUUGGGAUUGCUGGUCGCUGUGAGAUUGGAAAGGAGAAUUGGGGGUGAGAGUCGAGAUGGAAGUAUUGCACUUUGGUAA
This is a messenger RNA of Botrytis deweyae, 1860 nucleotides long. RefSeq lists its product as uncharacterized. Lineage: Eukaryota; Fungi; Ascomycota; Leotiomycetes; Helotiales; Sclerotiniaceae. Gene Ontology annotation, biological process: transmembrane transport. The record is from RefSeq and is a predicted model, not a curated record. Gene Ontology annotation, molecular function: transmembrane transporter activity. Gene Ontology annotation, cellular component: membrane. The transcript has 4 exons. The coding region runs from base 1 to 1860 and encodes 619 amino acids.